Phacochoerus africanus (Common warthog) is the source of this 4042-nucleotide messenger RNA. It is a transcript of the gene LARGE1, whose product is annotated as LARGE xylosyl- and glucuronyltransferase 1. NCBI's taxonomy places the organism in Eukaryota, Metazoa, Chordata, Mammalia, Artiodactyla, Suidae. Gene Ontology annotation, molecular function: xylosyltransferase activity; glucuronosyltransferase activity. The record is from RefSeq and is a predicted model, not a curated record. The coding region runs from base 485 to 2755 and encodes 756 amino acids. Gene Ontology annotation, biological process: protein O-linked glycosylation via mannose. The transcript is spliced from 15 exons.
AAUCGAAGCAGCUGGGAGCGCGAGAGGUGGAGCCGGCCUCGGCGGCCGCCCCGUAUCUCUCCCCAGCGCCCCCUCCACGGACCCAGCCCGAGGUGGAUCCAGGCCCCUGCCCAUGAGGGGAGCCCCCCUCUCGGAAGAGUCCCCGGGCCAGGGAGCAGCUCCAGACAACAGCACCGGAGGGAGAGGAAGAAGGGACUGUGCUCUGCUUGGGCGACCCGGACCCUCCCCGCCGCGUUUGGAGGCGGGGGCUGCUCCGAAGUCUCCACUUGGCACGGUCGCUCGGACUAGGGCAGCUCCAGCUGGGACCCCGACCCGGAACCCCUGCGCCUCGUAGGCGGCGGCGCCGCCGCGCCACCCAGCUCUUCCGCGGUCUUCCUCUGCCUGGCGGCAGUCACGGCCAAGAAAGUAUUAUGAGGGAGGCCAAGGACUCCGGGCUCCAGGCAGAGAAGCGGCGCUGGGACUAGGGAUUGCCACUUCUGAGAGGAUGCUGGGAAUCUGCAGGGGGAGACGGAAAUUCCUGGCUGCCUCGUUGACCCUGCUCUGCAUCCCAGCCAUCACCUGGCUUUACCUGUUUGCCGGGAGCUUGGAAGAUGGAAAGCCGGUGUCUCUCUCUCCGCUGGAGUCCCAGCCGCACAGCCCCCGGUACACGGCCUCCAGCCAGCGGGACCGCGAGAGCCUGGAGCUGCGCAUGCGUGAGGUGGAGGAGGAGAACCGCGCGCUCCGCCGGCAGCUCAGCCUGGCCCAGGGCCGCGUCCCCGGCCACCGGCGCGGCAACCACUCCAGGACUUACUCCAUGGAGGAGGGCACCGGGGACAGCGAGAACCUCCGGGCUGGCAUCGUGGCCGGCAACAGCUCCGAGUGUGGGCAGCAACCGGUCGUGGAGAAGUGCGAGACCAUCCACGUGGCCAUCGUCUGUGCCGGAUACAACGCCAGCCGGGAUGUUGUCACCUUGGUGAAGUCUGUUCUCUUUCACAGGCGGAACCCCCUGCAUUUCCACCUCAUCGCCGACUCCAUCGCGGAGCAGAUCCUGGCCACUCUCUUCCAGACCUGGAUGGUGCCCGCCGUCCGUGUAGACUUCUACAACGCGGAUGAGCUCAAGUCUGAAGUUUCCUGGAUCCCCAACAAACAUUAUUCGGGGAUUUAUGGCCUGAUGAAGCUUGUCCUCACCAAGACUCUUCCUGCCAAGCUCGAGAGGGUCAUCGUGCUCGACACCGACAUCACCUUCGCGACCGACAUCGCUGAGCUGUGGGCUGUGUUCCACAAGUUCAAAGGUCAGCAGGUCCUGGGCCUGGUGGAGAACCAGAGUGACUGGUACCUUGGAAACCUGUGGAAAAAUCACCGCCCUUGGCCUGCCCUUGGAAGGGGUUACAACACAGGGGUAAUCCUACUGCUUCUGGACAAGCUGCGGAAGAUGAAGUGGGAGCAGAUGUGGAGGCUGACGGCAGAGCGGGAGCUGAUGGGCAUGCUGUCCACAUCCUUAGCUGACCAGGAUAUUUUCAACGCUGUCAUCAAACAAAACCCCUUCCUUGUGUAUCAGCUCCCCUGCUUCUGGAAUGUGCAGCUGUCGGACCACACCCGCUCCGAGCAGUGCUACAGAGACGUGUCUGAUCUAAAGGUCAUUCACUGGAACUCCCCCAAGAAGCUGCGGGUGAAGAACAAGCAUGUGGAGUUUUUCCGCAACCUCUACCUGACCUUCCUGGAGUACGACGGGAACCUCCUGCGACGGGAGCUGUUUGGCUGCCCCAGCGAGGCUGACGUUAACAGUGAAAACCUCCAGAAGCAGCUCUCCGAACUGGAUGAGGACGACUUGUGUUAUGAGUUCCGGCGAGAGCGUUUCACCGUCCACCGAACCCACCUGUACUUCUUGCACUAUGAGUAUGAGCCCGCUUCAGACAACACGGACGUCACCCUGGUUGCUCAGCUCUCCAUGGACAGGCUCCAGAUGCUCGAAGCCAUCUGCAAGCACUGGGAGGGGCCCAUCAGCCUGGCCCUCUACCUGUCCGACGCCGAGGCCCAGCAGUUCCUCCGUUACGCGCAGGGCUCCGAGGUGCUCAUGGGCCGCCACAACGUGGCCUACCACAUCGUGUACAAGGAGGGCCAGUUCUACCCCGUGAACCUGCUGCGCAACGUGGCCAUGAAGCACGUGGGCACGCCCUACAUGUUCUUGUCCGACAUCGACUUCCUGCCCAUGUACGGGCUCUAUGAGUACCUCAGGAAGUCCGUCAUCCAGCUCGACCUGGCCAACACCAAGAAGGCAAUGAUCGUCCCCGCCUUCGAGACGCUGCGCUACCGGCUCUCCUUCCCCAAGUCCAAGGCGGAGCUGCUGUCGAUGCUGGACAUGGGGACGCUCUUCACGUUCAGGUACCAUGUCUGGACGAAAGGCCACGCACCCACAAACUUCGCCAAGUGGCGGACCGCCACCACGCCUUACCGGGUUGAGUGGGAGGCCGAUUUUGAGCCGUAUGUUGUCGUGAGACGGGACUGCCCAGAGUACGACCGCAGGUUUGUGGGCUUUGGCUGGAACAAGGUGGCUCACAUCAUGGAACUGGAUGCGCAGGAGUAUGAAUUCAUCGUGCUGCCCAACGCGUACAUGAUCCACAUGCCUCACGCCCCCAGCUUCGACAUCACCAAGUUCCGGUCCAACAAGCAAUACCGCAUCUGUCUCAAAACCCUCAAGGAGGAGUUCCAGCAGGACAUGUCCCGCCGCUACGGCUUUGCCGCCCUCAAAUAUCUCACGGCCGAGAACAACAGCUAGCACCAAGAAGCCCGCCGCUGGGGAGAGACCUUGUGCAGGGGGAGAGCCGCUGGCUGUUGGGGGCCCAGCCUUCACAUUCAAAUUGAGCAUUGCUUUUUUUGGUUGGUUUUUCGUUGACUCUUUGGCCCAACAAAGCUGCCCUCCCUGCAGAGAUCUGGGAACAAGGAUCCGGCCCAUCCCUCUCUGGCCCCUGACCCCUCCCUUCCCAGAGUGUGGAGUGCGGUCUCUGCAAGAAUGGGACACGGAGGGUGAGAGGGAGCAAAGGGAGGCUCCUACUGCAAAGCCCCACAGCCAGGCAGCCCUGUAGGGUGUUCUUCUUGCUUUUUUAAAAACAGGAAAAGGCAGGGUACUGGGGUUCACCAGCCCAGCAAAUAAAGCAAAAUUGUCUCUUCCUCAGAGAAAACUUUCCUCUUCCCCUCUUCCCCCUGCAGUUUAACUGGGUAUCCUAGGGGAGGGCACAGCUACCAUCAGAACCAGCUAUUUGGAAAAGCCCAGGGGGGACCUUGGACUUGGCAGGACCUGGAGGUGGGAUUGCUUGGUUCUUUAUCCUCAAGGUCACUCUUGUUUUGUUUGGGGAUUUUGUUUGUUUGUUUGUUGGUUUGUUUGGGGCCUGAGGAAUUCCAAAUAGAAAAUCUGGCCUUUUAGGGCUCUGAAGGAAAAUCAGGUGACACCCCUCCAUCAGCAGUGGCCCAGCAAGGAGGACGAGAGUCUUCAGCCGGUAUUUAAACAUGGGUAGCCUUCUUCAGGAUGCUCACGAGGCCCCAUGACCUUGAAUUCCCUACUUUCCAGAAUCCAGGGGCUGCGACAGGGACUCUGGAAGGACAAAGACCAGCUGUUUUACACUAGUCACGUUUUCCACUGGCAGUGACUCCUUCACGGGGAGAGGGCUCCAAAGGAACAAUUGCCGUGCACAUGAAAGGUACGCACCUCUCAGGCCUUUAGAAGAACUUUCGUAAUUCACACAAGCCCAGUCCCGAAGGUUCUGGAGACCUUCGGGAAGAACGUGUGGGGCUCCUCUGUGUUCACGUCCGCUCCACUGCGGCUGGGACGAGGUCACGACCUCAGGCCCCCUCGGGGAACCCAUCUGAGGACAGGCCAGCACCUUCCCCGUUACACAGAUUGAGGGGACACUGGACUUUUUACCUGUUUUCUUGAAUCGUCAAUAUUAAUGUUGUGUUUACAUUGAUGAGAACAAGAGUCAGGGCCCUCCUCUCGGCCGGGCUGUUUGUAUUGAGUUGCAGGGUGACCAGCAGACGCUGCAUUCAAUAAACGAAAGUUCCGACUGUC